AUGCAUAAAUUAUAUCCAUGGUUUAUAUUAAUAAGUGCUGCAUUAUCUGUCAUAUUUUUAGGUGGUAAACGUAGAGCAUUUGGUAUAUUUAUAGCAAAAUUACAUUCAGAAUAUAAUAGCACAACAUUAGUUGAAUUAAAUUGGAUUGGUGAUUCAUAUUCAGCAUUAGGUUAUUUAACAACAUCUAUAACAACAUCAAUGAUUUUAUAUACAAAUAAAAAAUAUGGUAUAACACAAUUUUUUGGUGCAUUUUUUAUAUUAUUAGCAUGUAUAACUAGUUCAUUUGUAUUAAAUCCACAUUGGUUAUUUAUAACCCAUACAAUAUUACAUGGUAUUGGUUCAUCAUUUAUAUUAAGUACAUGUAGUUUAAUAGUAAAUGAUUAUUUUUAUAAAAAUCAUCCAUAUCAUAUCUUAGCAACAACAUUAGUAUCUGGGGGUUCAGUUGCAUCUAUAUUAUUUAUUGAAUUUUAUGCUUAUUUAAUUGAUUUAUAUAAUUGGAGAUUAACAUUUAUUAUACUUGGUAUUAUUUAUUUUAUUAUAUUAUUUAUUACUUCUAUUAUAUUUUAUAAAAAGAAUACUUUAAUAUCUCACGUAUAUAAAAGUAACCCUUCUAAUGAUCAUCAUCAAUGGAAUCUAUGGAAUAUAUGUUGGAAUUUAUAUUGGCAACAAAAAUUAUUAUUGUUACUAUGGUUUAUGGAUAGAAUCAUUACAAGUAUUGUUACAUAUGGUAUGUUAUUAAAUUUAACUGAUUAUGUUUAUCAACAUGAAACAUUAUUACAAAAUAGUAUUCUAUUAACUAAUUUAUUUGCAUCCGGUGAAGCAACUACUUAUAUUAUUGGUGCUUUAUUAACUGGUUAUACUAAAAAUUUAUUAAAAAAUCAAUUAAAAUAUAUUUUAAUACUAUCCAGUAUAUGUAUGUCUAUUGGAUUAAUAUUAUGGGAAUAUUUUGCAUGGAAUUCUAUCAUUAGUAUUAUAUUAUCAUAUAUGAAUGGAUUUUUUUUAGGACCAUCUAUAACAUUUUUAUAUCCGGUUAGUGAAGAAAUGACAUUAUUACCUGGUUAUAUAUCUUAUUCAUUAUCAUUAAGUGGUAUGGGUAUUGGUAUGUUAUUAUCCCCAUUAUUAUCAGCAUUUAUUGCUGAAACAUUUCAAUAUCAUUGGUUUUUUUUAAUACAAGGUAUUAUUGUGAUUAUUAAAUCGAUAUGUUUAUUAUGUUCAUGGAGAUUAAUUAAACAUUUAAUACAAUUUAAUAAACAUUUAUUAUAUCAUAAACAACAUGAUCCUGAUGAUCAUGAUGAUGAUGAUGAUGAGGAGGAGGAGGAGGAGGGGGAUGAAGGAGAACAAAAACAACAACAACGACGACGAAAACAACAACAUCAAGAAGAUGAACUAGAAGAUCAAUCUUUAACAUUCAAUAGUGAAACACAAUGUUUAAUCAGUCCAAUGAUAAAAAAACAAUCGAAUUCAAAAAUGAUUUAA
This is a messenger RNA of Schistosoma guineensis, 1476 nucleotides long. The record is from the annotation of a GenBank genome assembly. Lineage: Eukaryota; Metazoa; Platyhelminthes; Trematoda; Strigeidida; Schistosomatidae.